Plodia interpunctella (Indianmeal moth) is the source of this 941-nucleotide messenger RNA. It is a transcript of the gene RpS4, whose product is annotated as Ribosomal protein S4. Gene Ontology annotation, molecular function: RNA binding; structural constituent of ribosome. NCBI's taxonomy places the organism in Eukaryota, Metazoa, Arthropoda, Insecta, Lepidoptera, Pyralidae. Gene Ontology annotation, cellular component: cytosolic small ribosomal subunit; ribosome. Gene Ontology annotation, biological process: translation. The record is from RefSeq and is a predicted model, not a curated record. The coding region runs from base 121 to 912 and encodes 263 amino acids. The transcript has 5 exons.
CGAAUACAUAUUUGUCGGACGUUUAAAAAUAAAAGCUUAUUUUGACUUUGACAUUUGGAAACUGACAGCGGCAGCAAGUUAAUUUUGACAGCUCUUUUUGUGUAGAAUUUUGUGUUCAACAUGGCUCGCGGCCCAAAGAAGCACUUGAAGCGUUUAAACGCGCCCAAAGCAUGGAUGUUGGACAAACUUGGCGGUGUGUACGCACCGCGGCCAUCCACCGGUCCCCACAAGUUGCGGGAGUGCUUGCCACUGGUGAUUUUCCUGCGUAACCGUUUGAAAUACGCGUUAACUGGUAAUGAGGUCUUGAAGAUUGUGAAACAACGGCUAAUCAAGGUUGAUGGAAAGGUCAGGACAGACCCCACGUACCCCGCUGGAUUUAUGGAUGUUGUGUCCAUUGAAAAGACAAAUGAAUUGUUCAGGCUUAUCUAUGAUGUUAAGGGUAGAUUCACCAUUCACCGCAUCACACCUGAAGAAGCCAAGUACAAGCUGUGUAAGGUGAAGCGCGUGGCGACAGGCCCCAAGAAUGUGCCGUUCCUGGUGACGCACGACGGCCGCACGCUGCGCUACCCCGACCCGCUCAUCAAGGUCAACGACUCCGUUCAGCUGGACAUCGCCACCUCCAAGAUUAUGGACUUUAUCAAGUUUGAAUCAGGAAACCUGUGCAUGAUCACGGGCGGGAGGAAUUUGGGGCGAGUGGGGACCAUCGUGUCCCGCGAGCGACACCCGGGCUCGUUCGACAUCGUGCACGUGCGGGACUCCACGGGGCACACGUUCGCGACGCGCCUCAACAACGUCUUCAUCAUCGGCAAGGGCACCAAGGCCUACAUCUCGUUGCCCAGAGGCAAGGGAGUCCGGCUCACCAUCGCGGAAGAGAGGGACAAGCGUAUUGCCGCGAAGGUCGCUGCGCAGUAACAGCUUAGUUAAUAAAUAAGGAAAAUCUA